UUGUCAAAUUAGUCAUCUGAUUUGGUUAAAUAUAGUGUGAAUACUGUUGAAAUUUGUUAAUUUAGAGUAGAUUGUCACUCGAUAUUAUUAGGACCUGAAUAACAGUUGAAGAAGGACGCUCGACGCACUGAUCUGUGGAAUAAAAUAGACGGGGAUACAUAAGCAAAGUGCUCUGAAGUGCGAUUCUUGAAACCUUUAUAACUGAGGAUGGGAGAUGUUGCUUUGGCAGUGGUAAUAGUCAGUGUAUUGACUCUGACUUUAGCACAGACCAGUGAUGUCAAUCAGUUUGAAUACAACUACUCAUUAAUGCGAAAUGCACUUCACGAAAAAGAAGAUAACUUAGCAGGAUAUAAGCAAGUCUACACAGAGGAUGAACAGAUUGUGUACAGUUAUUUUGAGUACUUAAAAUGGAAAGAAUUUGAAAGAACGCGCAAUGAUUUCCCGCCAGCAAGACCACUCAAACUUCAUAUAGAUGACACAAAAAUGUCGGAAGUAUACAAGCUGCUUAAAAAAUUUCCAAAAGGUGGAAAUAUUCAUUUGCAUCAUAAUCACGUGGUCAGCAAGCAAAAAAUGCUUGAGUUAAUAUUUUCCAGUUUUUUAUACGACCAUUUAUAUGUCAAAGCUAGUGCACCUGCUAUGUGGAAUCUAGAUUUUUUCUUGAAUCCUCCUCAAGGAUGGAACAAAGUCAAAGACAAUCCUGCAUAUACAAAAGAUAUUCUAGUAAAGCAUGCAACACUCCUUGGUGUAAUUGACACGAAAGCAACUAACAAUCCAACAAACAGUGACCAACGAUGGAAAGAAAUGAAUCCUUUGUUUGGUGUUUUGGGUUCUAACAUCAUCAAUCAUGCAAAUUUUUCAAAGAUUUAUAUGAACGCAUUACUUCAGCAAGCAAUGGAUGAAAAUGUUCAGUAUUUAGAAACUAAAUCUUCAUCAUCUAACAAAUUGUACGUGUUAGAUCCAGACAGAAGCUAUUUAGUAAAAAAUGGAAAACGCUUCAUUGACAAUGACUUGGGUGAGCUGGAAUUACAAUUUACAAAUGAGGUUGUCCAAAAGUUCAAACAAAAUAAUCCAAACUUCGUCGGAUACAAAAGAAUCAUUAAUUCUUAUCGCGGUAAAGAUGAACAAUAUAUUUUGAAAAAUGCUAAAAAAGCGUUGACGUUAUUUGAAAAGUAUCCUGAUUUAGUAUCGGGAUUUGACCUUGUGGCUGAGGAAGACAAAGGGUAUUCCCUUUUAUUCUACCUUGACGAUUUUGCGAAGAUGGCAGCUCAGAAUGUCUCAUUGCCAUACUUUUUUCAUACAGGAGAAACAAACUGGCCAGACGAUCUCCUUUCUUCACCACAUAACGACGAUCCUGUUCCUACCAUGGGGAAUGUUUACGAUGCAAUUCUUCUUGGCGCCAAAAGAGUAGGUCAUGGAAUAGGUUAUGUGAAACAUCCUUAUCUGAUGGAAGUUUUGAAAAAGAAGAACAUUGCAAUAGAAGUAAAUCCAACUAGUAACAAAAUGUUAGGUUACGUUGCAGAUCAGCGACAUCAUCCAGCCAUCACCUAUCUUCGGUAUGGAAUACCUAUUGUACUGGGUUCCGACGAUCCAGCUACUUUUGGCUAUGAUGAAUUUACCGUCGACUGGUAUGAGGCUUUUAUGAGUUGGGGACUCAAUCUGGCCGAUCUACGACAUCUAUCCUUUAAUUCCUUACGUUAUAGUUCUCUCUCUAGUUCAGAGAAGAAUGUGGCGUACCAAAAAUGGAAACUUUCAUAUGACAGUUUUAUUCUAAAUACAAAGACAAUUGCAUGUAAACACACAUUUCAAAACACUUCUCCACACAUUUUUAGAAUUUUUCCACAGGAAAGCGAUACGAAAGGUGGAACAAAAAUCCAGGUAUUUGGAAGAAACUUUCACGUUGCUAUUUGCAAGAAAAUAAUAUGUAAAUUUGGCGAUAUAAAUACAAAAGGAACAUUUGUAUACAGUCACAGAAUAAUGUGCUACUCUCCAGACUUGUCUCACGGAAAUACAAUACAUUCGCGCGUUGUACCAUUGACCAUCUCCCUCGAUGGUGGUUUAACGUACAUACAGAACACAUUUACUUUUUCGUAUUUUCAAAACAAUCACUUACCAAUUCCUGAUAUUUUUGGAUAAUGAACAUAUGCCAUUUUACAAGCAAAGACAAACGGUCAAAUGGAUUAGUACAGAAAUAUCUGGUUACAGACCAUCGCCUCUAG
This is a messenger RNA of Mytilus californianus (California mussel), 2216 nucleotides long. Its product is annotated as adenosine deaminase 2-like. The record is from RefSeq and is a predicted model, not a curated record. The transcript has 4 exons. Lineage: Eukaryota; Metazoa; Mollusca; Bivalvia; Mytilida; Mytilidae. Bases 208 to 2133 code for a protein of 641 amino acids. Gene Ontology annotation, molecular function: adenosine deaminase activity. Gene Ontology annotation, biological process: inosine biosynthetic process; adenosine catabolic process.